AUGGGUGGAGUACCAGGAACUGAAGGGACGUUGAUGGGCGGAGUACCUGGAAGUGUAGGGACAGUGAUGGGUGGAGUACCAGGAAUUGUUGGGACGUUGAUGGGCGGAGUACCUGGGAGUGUAGGGACAGUGAUGGGUGGAGUACCAGGAAUUGUUGGGACGUUGAUGGGCGGAGUAUCUGGGAGUGUAGGGACAGUGAUGGGUGGAGUACCAGGAAUUGUUGGGACGUUGAUGGGUGGAGUACCUGGGAGUGUAGGGACGGUGAUGGGUGGAGUACCAGGAACUGAAGGGACGUUGAUGGGCGGAGUACCUGGGAGUGUAGGGACAGUGAUGGGUGGAGUACCGGGAAUUGUUGGGAUGUUGAUGGGUGGAGUACCUGGGAGUGUAGGGACGGUGAUGGGUGGAGUACCAGGAACUGAAGGGACGUUGAUGGGCGGAGUACCUGGGAGUGUAGGGACAGUGAUGGGUGGAGUACCAGGAAUUGUUGGGACGUUGAUGGGUGGAGUACCUGGGAGUGUAGGGACAGUGGUGGGUGGAGUACGGGGUAUGGUGAGGGGUGGAAAACCGGGGAUGAUGAUGGUGAUAUUUGGAAAUGAAAUUAGUGAAGAUUGUUGGAGAUGA
Molecule: messenger RNA, 621 nt
Organism: Cucurbita moschata (crookneck pumpkin)
Lineage: Eukaryota; Viridiplantae; Streptophyta; Magnoliopsida; Cucurbitales; Cucurbitaceae
Product: elastin-like
Exons: 1
Coding region: 1-621 (206 amino acids)
Biological process (GO): extracellular matrix organization
Cellular component (GO): extracellular matrix
Source: RefSeq, a predicted model, not a curated record